Messenger RNA from Carassius carassius (crucian carp), 1441 nucleotides. RefSeq lists its product as uncharacterized. Lineage: Eukaryota; Metazoa; Chordata; Actinopteri; Cypriniformes; Cyprinidae. The record is from RefSeq and is a predicted model, not a curated record. The transcript has 6 exons. Bases 49 to 1197 code for a protein of 382 amino acids.
GUGUUUCAGAGUGUUUUCAGACAUUUUAAACCUCACUAUCGUGAACCGAUGAAAAAAAUGUUCCUCAUAUUCGUAUUGUUCUGUUCAUGGCGUCUGGUUGGAGUGUUUGGUGCUAUAUCACAGGCAUCAGAUGUAGUGGUGGAAGGAGAGUUUGUCACUCUAAAUGCUGGUUUUACUCCAAUAAAGCCAGGUGAUUGGAUUCAUUGGUCGUUUGAGAAUAAUAUGAUUGUUGAUACCAAUGUUACGACUGGCAGCAUGACUGUAUAUGAUAAUGUUCUUGAUGGGAGAUUCAGAGACAGACUGAAGCUGGACAGUCAAACUGGAUCACUGACCAUCACAAACAUCACAACUAAAAAUGCUGGAUAUUAUAGUGUAUCAACCAGCGAACCAAUGAGGAUAACAUAUAGUCUCACUGUUUAUGCUGGGAAGUCAGUGUCCGUGACGGAGGGAGAUUCAGUCACUCUAGAAUCUGGUCUUACUGAAAUAAGUGAAAAUAGCAUACAGUGGGAGACUGAAACAAAAAAUCAGUUAAAUUCUUUGAUAGCUGCAAUCAAUAGAGCAGCUGGAAUGUUCUCUACAUUUAAUGGUGCAUUUGGGAUAUUAAGAGACAGACUGAAGCUGGACAAUCAAACCGGAUCUCUGACCAUCACAAACAUCACAACUGAACAGGCUGGACUUUAUGUACUACGGUUAACAAAACAGUCAAAAGCAUUCAGAGUUUCUGUCUAUGUGCGUCUGCCGGUUCCUGUCAUCAGCAGUAACUCUACAAACUGUUCUUCAUCAUCAUCAUCAUCAUCAUCAUCAUAUUGUUCACUGCUUUGUUCAGUGGUGAAUGUGAGUCAUGUGACUCUCUCCUGGUAUAAAGGAAACAGUUUAUUGUCCAGCAUCAGUGUGUCUGAUCUCAGCAUCAGUCUCUCUCUACCUCUGGAGGUGGAAUAUCAGGAUAAAAACAGCUACAGCUGUGUGAUCAACAAUCCCAGCAGCAACCAGACUCAACAUCUGGACAUCAGCAAGCUCUGUCAAACAUGUUCAGGCUCUGUCCACUGCUGUGGUUCUACUGAAGCUGUGAUCCGAUUGGUCCUCUCUGCUCUGGUGGGCGUGGCUACUGCCAUUGUUCUGGUUUAUGACAUCAGAUCCAGAAGAGCUGAACAGGCUCGAGCACAGAUUCACACAUCAGGUGGCUCAUUUCCUCCAUAGAAGAUCAUUUGAGAACAAACCAUUACAAAUUCUCACAUAAAUGCUCAAAAUGCUACAUAAAAAAACAUAAAAAAAUGUUUAAGAUGACCAAAUAUUUAUUUGCUAAUGCUAGAUUAUGUAAUAUAAAAUGCUUUUAUUUUAAUCAUUUUUUAAAUAAUCUAAUCUUCUCAUUCAAUUUGAAAGGCUUUUUUUAAGGAUUUAUAUUUUCUUCAGAUAAGACUAACCGAUCACACUCUACUGCUGA